AAACUUGGUGAUCAUCACCACCCUCACCAUCUCACCCUCAUCUAUUCUAUUCCAUAUACACAUAAUACACAUAGACACGAGGACUGCAGAAUCUGUAACAAGCCAUUGUACAGAAGAAAUUGGGUUUAUUAUUGUUCCGACUCCAAAUGCACAUAUUUUGUCCAUGUAAACUGCGUUGCAUCAAAGAUGGAGCAUUCCAAGCACGUCGUUGACCCUUCUGCCUUGCAACAUUUUUCUUUUAACUUUCUGUGAAUAAUUUGAUUUCAUUAUUAUUAUUAUAUCUUUUGAUAACGCUCCAACCUUGGAUAUGUGGUUUCAGGGAUUGCGAAGUUGAGACUGAACAUAAGAUCACGCUUAAUUCGGGGAGAGCAACAUCAAAUAUUGAGCUAUCCAAGGAUUGCGAUGCAGAGAUUGAAGUUGAAAAUCGGAUCACCUUGCCAGCCGAUGAGUCUGUUGAUCUGAGAACUCUAUUUGUCAAUCACAUCAAAGUAGUGGGGAAGUGUAAAGAAGCAACAGAUAUUAGACAUUUUAGUCAUGAACACACUUUAUAUUUUUUCUAACAAACAAAUCGACCACGAGUCACACUCUGAGAGCAACUCACCCCUCCUGAAUGAGGUAGAGGAUGAAGAAAAAUGCAAUGCGUGUUCUCGAAGAAUCUCGGGCCCUUUUUACCAUUGUGUUCAAUGCAACUUUUUACUCCACGAGUAUUGUGCAGAGUUACCCAGUACGAUGCACCACCCAUGUCACCCACAGCACACACUUUGCUUGACCACAAAUUUUCAACCAUAUUUUUGUCGAUGUUGCAGCAUAUGGUGCAAUUUGUUUAAAUUCGGUUGCUCUGAAUGCGAGUUCUUCCUUGAUAUUGGGUGUGCAUCCCUACCGCGCACUAUCAGACAUGAAGCUCACAAUCACACCCUUGCUCUAAGGCCAACAGGAUUUGGUUGCAAUGCAUGUGAUGAUUGUGCUGGGUUUGGGUUUUUAUGUGAGACUUGCAACUUCAAUGUAUGUCAAAGGUGUGUUCUUAUGACACGUACGGUUAGGCACAGAUACGAUGAACAUCCAUUCAUCCUAACCUACUCUCCUGUCAAUUGAAAUGAGGAGUAUAUAUGUGAAAUCUGCGAGGAAGACAUAGACCCAAAAUAUUGGUUCUAUUAUUGUGGCGGUUGCGAUCAAUCUCUUCAUAUGAAUUGCAUCCGUCCUUUAGAUCGGUGUUCGAAUGUAAAAUAUGGGAUCACCUUUAACUUUAAAGGUCACCCGCAUCUUCUCACUUUAGCUCGAACACGCAAGGACAUUAACUCCCUAUGCGCCUACUGUGAGGUAGGUUUCGUAGAUUCUAGUACAGCCUGUGAAUGUGCGCAUUGUAAUUUUUGGAUUCACCUAUAUUGUAUACGUUAGCUUGC
Messenger RNA from Camellia sinensis, 1400 nucleotides. The record is from RefSeq and is a predicted model, not a curated record. Lineage: Eukaryota; Viridiplantae; Streptophyta; Magnoliopsida; Ericales; Theaceae.